Messenger RNA from Linepithema humile (Argentine ant), 2757 nucleotides. Lineage: Eukaryota; Metazoa; Arthropoda; Insecta; Hymenoptera; Formicidae. The record is from RefSeq and is a predicted model, not a curated record.
UUCCCAAAUAGGUAGGCAAUCGAAAAUGACAAUGGUUUUUAUGGGGAAGGGUUUAGUUUAGAAUUUUUUUUACAUUUUUCGAUCUAUCCUUGCUGUCGCGCGUAUUGAUUACAUCUUUCCGCGAGAAUCGCGUGCGAGAAUGACCGGAAGAACAUCACUGGUGGAACAGAAGAGGCUCCAGUGGGCAAAAGAAAGAGAGGAAAUGACUCGUCUUGGAAUUAAUUGGGGACCUAUGAAACCAAUUAGCUAUAACCGCACUCAUAUUCGCACUUACUCGAAUGAGACCAGAUUGUCCUUGGGUGAAAUAAAGGAUAAAGUUUCCGCGCAACCUUUUCGUGCCGUCGGGCAUUACGGAAGCACCGUCAGUCUAAAAAGUCUGGCAACAGAAAGUUCCGGAAGUGGAAACAGUAAUUUUAAGUGCCUCGACUAUAAUAACGGCAGUUUAAUAAAUCUCCGGGAUCAGGCAGACGAAUCACAAAUGAGACGCAGAAGCCCCAGCUUACCACCGAUUUUUAAUAAGGAGCAACAGCAGUACUUCUCUCAAUUGGAACAACAGCGUGACUUCGGCGUAGAAGGAUCGCGAUACCAAUCGGAAAAAUCGCAAAAACUGGGACAUUAUCAUCGCCGGUCCAACGAGAAUCGAGAGAGCCAGAAGGAGCUUCAUCAUUACGGUUCACCGGGUGAAGAGCGAGAGGGCGAGACUUCCGGUUACGCCAGCGAUUCGGUGGAUGUGCCUCAGGCGGGACGAAGGAGUUUAGUUGAUAGCAAGGCAGCGACCAGAAUGGAAAUGACGGAAAAAACGUGGCAGAAUCCUUAUUGCGCCACGCCGGAAAGUUCACUGCCACCCUCAAGGAGACUUUCGCCCGGCAGAAUGGGCGAACUUAACAGGCCAAGGUGGGGCAGUGUCUGGAAUCAAGACGCGGAGAAAGGCGAUCCGUCGGCGCCCUCUUGGCUAUCAAGAUUAGGACAGUCGAGUCAGGUCUUGGUGAUCAAUCACGAUAGCGCCAGCAGCCCGGACAGUUCAACGACCUGCUCGACUGGCUCCGAUACGAAUAAAGUAUCUUAUCUCCGCGGUCAGAAUAUUCCGAUGGACGCGGAUAUUCUUCAGGAACGAGAAGCGAGACGACUAAAAGCUCUGGAGUUGCAGAACGCUAUCAAACAACAGCUUGAAGAAAAAGAUAGACAAAGGAAGGAAGAGAAGGAACGACGGAUGAGAGAAGAAAGGAUGGAAGAUGAGCGAAUCAGACGAGAGAGGGAGAAAGAAAGGGAAAGAUUCGACGAAGAACAACGGUUGCUCCGCGAGAAGGAAGCGGCGAAGCUGAAGAAAGCGCAGGCGAUGCGCGAGGUGCUGGAGGCGGCAGAACGGCUCGCGAUGGAGGAAAAGAAGAAUCGACGGAAACGAGAAGGACAAACCGACGAGGAUGUCGACGCGUUGACGCGGUCUUCCAACGAAUCACACGCGACUGUGAAUGUAAACAACAAACUCGAAGAACAGAAUUGUUCGGAGGUACAAAAGCAAAGUGCGAACUUGAUCACCAAUUAUCCCGAGGAGAAACCCAGCCCGAAAGACGUUAAGCAAGCUGACAACUAUCAAGAAAGCGAGAAUGACAAGGAUUUGAGGGAAACCUAUUCUCGGCCGAAUUACGCGGAUAAAACGGAGGAAGCCACGUCGGACUCGAAAUCCCUUCAGGUUCCAGUGAGCAAGGACGUGGCGAUCGUGCUGAGUGGCAGACUCGAGGAAUUCGCGGAGAACACCGUGGACUAUUUAUCGCUGGGGCUCAACACGCUCAUGAGGAAUCACGGAAGUCCGAGGAAUCUGAGGAAGUCCUCGAGGGACGCCGCAUCGACUAUCGUCGAAAACAGGCUGUUGACGCCGAGCAAGUACAGAACGCCGGCCGGCCGGGACUUCGGCACGCAGACGGACGUAGAAUCCGAUAUUCAGGAUCUACGGGAGAAACUGCAGGACCAGUCGAUCGGGGAACCGGACACCACGAAGGACAAGAAGGACACGACAAACGCCAGUCGAAGAAACGUUGAAAAGUCGAUCAAUGUAGGUCCGGGCGAUGAGAUUCCCAUGAAGACGCGAUCCAAGUCGCAGCCCAGAACUACGCUCGACAGCAGACCGCGAUGGAACGCUAAUCGUCCAGGUACGCGAUAUCGGACACAAAGUGAAAAAGAUCCGCACUAUCAAAGACGAUUGCGAUUGCGAAGGCGACAAGUCGAAUCCAGCGACGAAGGAUCGAGGUCGCCGUCCCCGGAUCGGCGGAAAUCGAAUAACGGAAAAUCGAAGAACCGAAAUACAAUGAGACGUAAAGCGAAACUCGAGAGUUAUGACGCCGACUUGUCGAUGGACAGUCUGAAUUCCGUCGUGCCACUGCGAAUUGACAAAAACGGGAAGAUCAAUAUUGAGGAGCGUGUCGAAAAAGUGCGGCCUAACAACGCUUGUAACGAUGCGAGCCGCACAAAGCAGUCAGAUAACGAUAAUGUCUGGUGCGGACAAGAGAUUUUAUCCAAGUUAUCGUCGUUGAAAAGCGGACUUCUGAUGAAGCAGAUCGAGUGGGACUCCGAGCGAUGUUUGGUCUCACCGGCUGCGUCCGAAAUCUUUUAACUUGCCAGGAUUUCGUUGUCAUCGUCCUUUUGUUUUUCUUUUCAUUUACGUAGAAAGUGAGAUCGAGUAGGAUGAAAAGGGGAUUUUGUUAAAGAGUUUUCAUCGUUCGGAUGAAGAAUCGAAAGAACUCAAAUGCCUUUUUCGCGUUA